AUGAUAUGGCUUGGCUCCAGAGGUAACACAGCGGUCUGAUUUCAGAGCAGGUAGACUGAAGGGCAGACUGUAGAACAGGAGGGUGUGUGUGUAUGGUCACUGAUCAUGCUCCUUUUCCUGCAGAAUCCUGCCCACUUUACUAUAGCUUCUACACAACAACAUACUUGUGUUGUUAGUAUGGUGUAAACACUAUGACUCAACUAUUCCCUUCCGGGGUAAGGCCUAGACAGGCUUUUUCCAUCUGUCACAUUCACACACAGCUUGUCUUUGAGAAGUGUGGCCGCUGAGAGACAGAAAACAAGGUGUGAUAAUGCCUGUAGUGGGUAUCUACCUUGCCAUGAAGGUGUCCUCAAGGUUAUGUUGCUUGAGUAAAGCGCACACACACACACUAGUAUAAAUAGUCCAUGGUGAAUGUAUGGGUUGGAGAAUAGCUGGCUGCAGAAGAACUGUGUUUAAAUGUCACAGAAGAACAAAGGAUCAAUCUCAUCCCCUGCUCUUUCCUUUCAUCAGUGUGAGUCGAGUCAUUUACUUCAGUUACCAUAUUGACUCUGUAUUUGACUGGCCUGCUUUGGUACAGCAGAGCAUGUAGCCUAGCUGAUUAGCCUACUAGCAGCAGAGUGGUCAAUAGCAUCCAAUCUGCAAAUCGGUCAGAAAGUUGAGGAGAAAAGUCAGCCACUAACAGAUUUGGAAAUCUAAUUGAAAUAGGCUCCUAGUAAAUGCAACAACUAGGCUUGAAACUCAGAGGGGCCUGUGUGUUUCUCCUACAGCUUGACUCACUUGUGUGUGUUUGUGUGUGUGAGAGAGAGCGAGCGAGAUAAACUUGUGCAUGCUGCACUCUUUACCACUGCUGCUCCUUUCCACACACAGCCAGCCUCUCCCUCUUCAAUUCCCCAUUGUUCCCUGUAUGGCUUGGUGGAACCCUGGCCUACGCAUGCAAAUGGCCCCUGCCCUAUCUGUGGUCAAGGCACAAAGGCCGUCUUUGGACAGCUCUGUCCCACACGUCAGGGCCUCAGCCAGACGGUCAUGUGCGUAGGAUGGGUCAAGUACCAGACCCGGUCCAACACACCACUAGAUCUGUGCAGUUGCCCAGUGUAACCCAUCUAUGUUGUGCAGAUGUACUCGGCCGGUCGGCUAUACAUAGACUAUUUGUGAAUAGACUGCCUCCAUUCUUAUACACUUGCAGCCAUGUAGCCACCUCCGUGUUUCCCCUAGGAUAUUUUUCAGCAGCUAUGGCAAAGUUAGCGGGGGUAGUGGGCGUGGCCAAUGGCCGCAGAGACACAAUGUUGCUGUUUUAAAGCUAAUUUUCUACAGUUUUACACAUUUUGCUAUGGCUGAUGCUGUGUUCUUAUGCUAUCUGAAUGACUCAAACAUUAUAACAAAAUCAAUGGGGGCCCCAUGCCAUGCCAUUUUAGGAAUUUAUGAUUCUCCCUGACUGUCUAGUUUUUAUUUAGGUGGUUGUUAGAUCUCACAGAUGAUCUUAUAAAAAAAAAUAUAGACAGUCAGGGAGAGUGUGUGUAUAUUUUUAUUAAAUUUUUUUAGUGGUAGCCAUGAUUGAAUAUAGGGGAAACACUGCAUCUGAAAGUCAGUGGAACACCCAGGCUAGUUGCAUGGAGUUCACCUAGCUAGUAGCCUGUCUAUCUGUCUAGUCAGUGGUUGCGCUGCAACAUUGAGGAACUAAUGUGUGAGGUAUCAGUGAACCUCUGAGUCAUCGAGCCCUUUGGUCAGUGGGGAUGACAUCACCAAAGAGAGGGUGGUAUGAGGUCAGAGGCUGGGAGACUGUUUGGGCAGGGCUCCUGGAUGCUAUCACUGCCACUCAGCGUACACUCCGAGACGAGCCACACCAAACAGAUAAACAUGGCUUUUUAUUGGGGGAAAUCAGGAUUAGUUCCAAAGCCUGAGGAGACCGACAGGAUGAAACAAUUCAAUCUCUCUCAAAGCGAGGAGUGAGGACCUAUGGGAUUACACCUGUCAGUGGUUGACAACACAACCUCUCAUUGUUAAUUUUAGAAGUCUAUUUUACCUCCAUCCUUCUUUAACAAGUCACAUAGCAAAUUAGCAUCAAUGUUAACAUCACACUCACACGCAAGGUAGUGAUUAGCCAGCUAACUUGGGACCAUUGGCAACUCUGUGACAGAGAGCAGCUCAUGAUCACAGGAAGAGUUAAGGAUUGGUCUCAACAGUUUGAGCCGCUGGUGUAUUGAUUUCUGUCCCCGCUCUCUCUCAUUUCAGACUUCCUGUUUAAGUUCCUGGUGAUUGGCAGUGCUGGGGCAGGGAAAUCUUGCCUCCUCCACCAGUUCAUUGAGACCAAGUGUAAGUAGUGCCGAUGCCGGUCGCCCCCUGUCCUGCAAAUAAACAACACCCACAUGCAUCGUUUAUGUACAAUAAUAUAGAAUAUCUCUGCACACUGACACGCACAUACACACUCAUGUAGCGGAUGUCAACGCAUGCACACUGAUGUGUACAUGCGAUAAAGACCUCUAACUCCCAGUCCUGUCAGUAGCGUGAGAGAAGGGCUUUGACUGUGUUCAUCUCUGGACCUGCGAGAGGCAGUAGCUCCUCAACCCUCUGAUAUGCUGAUGAGGCUUCUGAAGCUAACUGUUCUGGUUUUAAAACAAGCACAAUGCACCAGCACAAUAUAGAUCAGCACUGUGACUCUGGGUAUUAACCAGGAAACGUUUCUGUGAAGUCUUGGCAACUUAGGCCUAGUAACUAGGCAGUCACACCUAUAGGGGUUUUACCCUUUAGCCAAGGUUGUCUUUCACAAACCAGCCAUCUGUAAAAACAGACAUUUGAGUAAAAGAUAUGAGACAUAAACAAACAAUGCAGUGAUGAUUGUGGCUUCUCUCCCGAUUUGUCUCUGGCUGUGCAGUCAAGCAGGACUCCAACCACACCAUCGGGGUCGAGUUUGGUUCCAGGGUGGUCAACGUCGGGGGUAAGACAGUCAAACUACAGAUCUGGGACACAGCCGGACAGGAGCGCUUCAGGUAAAGAUCUCCCAUUGGUUACCCUGAGUGCCGUUACCUCUGACCCGUGCUCUCAUUGGUUGACAGGUUGGAUUCUGGUUCUGUGAUUGGUUAACGGUGCUGUCUGUCUGCCCUCCCCCAGGUCUGUGACUCGUAGCUACUACCGUGGAGCGGCAGGGGCGCUGCUUGUCUAUGACAUCACAAGGUAGGUGAACCAAUGAUGGACCCAUGACAAAAGCACACUGGUUUUAGUGGUCACUCGUACACGCACACAGACGCGUGAGUUAGCAUAGAGCACGGAGAGACCGAAUAGAGCUGUUGAAUUUCAACAGGCCUAUGGAGAGUCAGGAGCACUAAGACACUGAGUCAGAGAUGGAGACAUUUGUAUGGCAGCACCAAGCCAAGAGUUUUUAUUUAAUAAGCCCAGAGUUGCCAUGGCACUGCCUGUCUCAUAAUCAAGAUGGAGUGAAUGGUAUAAUGCCGGGUGAGCUUUAAUAAAGUGUGUGUGUGAUGCAGAAUGACAGUGCUGUAAUAAAGUGGGGUCUCCAGACAGGCGGCAGCAGCCCGGAAAGCAAAACUCCAUUAGACAGUGUCAACUGAGCGAGAGAGAGAGAGAGAGCGAGGAGGGAGGAAACGAGAGCAGGGAGGGAGAGAAUAUGGGGAGAGGGAGAGAUGGAAGCGUGUGUGUGCGUGUGUGUGUGUGUGUGUGUUAGCUACACCGAGGCAGAUGGGUCGUCAUCGCUGACGUCAUGGUUUAGCCGCCUCACUGCAGCUGUGGGACAUUAGUACUCUACACCCUUCUGCUCACUGUUCUCACGUCGCCAUGGACACCAGCAUGCGGUCACCAUGGUGAUGGGGACUUCACGAAAAAAACCAAGGUGUGACGUGGUAUCGGACUCCAUCUGUGCUUGAGGAAGAGAAAGCGAAGGAUGACGUUCUAUAUUUACCUUCUCAUUUGGAGCAAAAAUAACAUUAGCCCACAGAGAUGUAUUGAAAAGUGUGAGUUUGAAAACUGCUAAUAUUCUCAACCUCUAUCAUCUCCCCACUCAUCUAAGGGUUUCUUGUAUUUUACCUCUGAUGCUGUCAUGAACACACCAUUUAAAACUUAGAUUUUUCCAAAGUAACAUCCCAUCCCAAUUGAACAUACCUUUCCUAAUGAAACGUGAUGAAAUCAGUUCUCCCCUCCUCUCUGUCUGUUGUGCCUGGCAUGUCGGUCUGUGUGUCUUUCCUCUAGCCGGGAGACGUACAACGCCCUGACCAACUGGCUGACAGACGCACGGACGCUGGCCAGCCCCAACAUCGUCAUCAUCCUGUGUGGGAAUAAGAAGGACCUGGAUGCAGACCGAGAGGUCACCUUCCUCGAGGCGUCCCGCUUCGCACAGGAGAACGGUAACUGUCUGUCCAUCUCUCACCCUCCUCUACUCAGGCCGUUUCCCUGGCUCUCCUUUCACAACUGUCUGUCACCCUUCCUUUCCCCACUCCAUCGCUCCCCUUUUUCCUUUCUCCCCUUUUAGUCAACUCUGAUCUCAGAUAGUUGUAAUUUCCACUAGUUUUUAGGCCUGUAUUCGUUUAAUUGGGAUUAGAGUAUCGAGUUGACUGACUGGGUUGACUGUUACAGAGCUGAUGUUCCUGGAGACCAGCGCUCUGACAGGGGAGAACGUGGAGGAGGCCUUCCUCAAAACUGCCCGUACCAUCUUCAACAAGAUAGAGUCAGGUAAACAAACAGUUUACUUAUGAGGCUGGUGUGUGUGCUAAAAAAGUGUAUCUGUUUGAUUUUGAAUCUUACUAUCAAACAAGUUCAAUAUGUAUGAUUUUGGGAUGUCUCAUGUUGUUUACGCCUAGCUAUAUGUGUGUGCCUUUGUCUUUCUUGGUUUAAUGUACACUGAAGAAAAAUAUAAACGCAACAAUUAAUAUUUUUUGACUGAGUUACAGUUCAUAUAAGGAAAUCAGUCAAUUGAAAUACAUUUUAAUUAGGCCCUAAUCAAUGGAUUUCACAUGACUGGGAAUACAGAUAUGCAUCUGUUAGUCACAGAUACCUUUUUUUUAAAAAGGUACGGGUUUGGAUCAGAAAACCAGUCAGUAUCUGGUGUGACCACCAUUUGUCUCAUGCAGCGCGACACAUCUCCUUCGCAUAGAAUUGAUCAGGCUGUUGAUUGUGGCCUGUGGAAUGUUGUCCCACUCCUCUUCAGUGGAUGUGUGAAGUUGCUGGAUAUUGACUGGAACACGCUGUCGAUCCAGAGCAUCCCAAACUUGCUCAAUGGGUGACAUGUCUGGUGAAUAUGCAGGCCAUGGAAGAACUGGGACAUUUUCAGCUUCCAGGAAUUGUGUACAGAUCCUUGCAACAUGGGGCCGUGCAUUAUCAUGCUGAAACAUGAGGUGUUUCAGCAAGAAGAUGGCACCGUACUGGAUGGCCACUGUUUUGCAAGCUCUGACCCAACUUUGCUAUUUUGUGAUUAUUUUGUCGUUUAUUUUGACUUUAUUUUCACGAAAUGUAUCCGCUAUUAUUUCUUGCAACCGACACUAACUUUUGAAUAUCAGAUUGGCAGUUACUUACUCCAAUUCCGGCUUCAACGUAGACUCAUCUGCCCUGGGCUCUCUGUAAUUCCGACCCAAUUUUUGGCCUACCCAGGGGAAAUGCCGGCAUUACAGAGGCAAGAUGUGGCGGAUCCUGGUGAGAUUAAGGCAAAGGGAAAAACGGCCACCUCUUCCCUCCAUUCUACUGGCCACUUGAUAAUAAGAUGGAUGACCUCUGAUCGCGGAUUUGCUACCAACCGGACUCUCAAAACAGCAAUAUUCUUUGCUUUUCUGAAACAUGACUCUCGGACAAGAUACCUCCCCAUGGCUAUCCAACUCAAUGGAUUCUCCAUUCCCUGGGUGGACAGAGGAGUAGGGGAAAUCGAGAUGGGGAGGGUUUUGCCUCUACAUCAACUGGUGUGCUACCUCCAGCACAGUGGAAAUGUCAAUCCACUGUUCACCACUGUCUUGGAAUAGCUGUCUUCAAAUGCCGACCCUUUUACUUCCCGAGGGAGUUUUCAGCUGUUAUUGUGACUGUUGUAAACAUUCCACCUCAGGACAAGAAAAACAACAAGCUGGCACUUAACAAACUGUACAAGGCUAUAAACAAGCAAGAGGUUGGUUGCUAACCUAAAUGACAGGGAUACUAGGCACAGUGCUAUCGUAGACAACCCUGAGGCAACAACCGAGGACAGGAUAAGUACAAGAAGUCCCGCUACGACCUCCGCAGAGUCAUCAAACGAGCAAAAGGACAAUAUAGAAAAAACGUGGAAUCAUAUUACACAGGCUCCGACACCCGCCACAUGUGGGAGGGGCAACAAUCCAUUACGGAUUGCAAAGGAAGACCCAACCGUGACGAACUCAAUGCAUUUUAUGCACGCUUUGACAACAACAACAUUGUGCCGGGUGUGAGGGUCGUCACCGACCCAGAAGAUUGGGUGAUCUCGCUCUCUGAGGCCGACGUGAGAAAGGUCUUUAAUCAGGUCAACACCCGCAAGGCCCGACAGUAUUCCAGGGCGCGUUUUCAGAGCAUGCACCGAACAAUUUCAUCAGUCCAGAGAAUCUUGUUUAUCAUGGUCUGAGAGUCCUUUAGGUGCCUUUAGGCAAAUUCCAAGCGGCAUGUCAUGUGCCUUUUACUGAGGAGUGGCUUCCGUCUGGCCACUCUACCAUAAAGGCCUGAUUGGUGGAGUGCUGCAGAGAUGGUUGUCCUUCUGGAAGGUUCUCCCAUCUCCACAGAGGAAAUCUGGAGCUCUGUCAGAGUGACCAUCGGGUUCUUGGUCACCUCCCUGACCAAGGCCCUUCUCCCCUGAUUGCUCAGUUUGGCCUGGGUGGCCAGCUCUAAGAAGAGUCUUGGUGGUUCCAAUCUUCUUCCAUUUAAGAAUGAUGGCGGCCACUGUGUUCUUGAGGACCUUCAAUGCUUUAGACAUUUUUUGGUACCCUUCCCCAGAUCUGUGCCUCGACACAAUCCUGUCUCGGAGCUCUAUGGACAAUUCCUUCGACCUCAUGGCUUGGUUUUUGCUCUGACAUGCACUGUCAACUGUGGGACCUUUAUAUAGACAGGUGUGUGCCUUUCCAAAUCAUGUCCAAUCAAUUGAAUUUACGACAGGUGGACUCCAAUCAAGUUGUAGAAACAUUUCAAGGACAAUCAAUGGAAAAGGGAUGCACCUUAGCUCAAUUUCUAUUCUCAUAGCAAAGAGUCUGAAUAAGGAUCUCUCAUAGCAAAGGGUCUGAGUAAAUAAGGUGUUUCUGUUUUUUAUGUUUAAUACAUAUGCAAAAAUUUCUAAAAACCGGUUUUCACUUUGUCAUUAUGGGGUAUUGUGUGUAGAUUGAUGAGGAAAUUGUUUUAUUUAAUCCAUUUUAGAAUAAGGUUGUAACGUGACAAAAUGUGGAUAAAGUGAAGGGGUCUGAAUACUUUCCAAAUGCAAUGUAUGUGUGUUCAUGCUUACCUCUGUCAGGUGAGUUGGACCCAGAACGGAUGGGUUCAGGUAUCCAGUAUGGAGAUUCUUCUCUGAGGCAGCUGAGACAGCCCAGAGGUUCCACUGCACAGACCAAGCAGCAGUGUAACUGCUAG
Messenger RNA from Coregonus sp. 'balchen', 7548 nucleotides. The record is from the annotation of a GenBank genome assembly. Lineage: Eukaryota; Metazoa; Chordata; Actinopteri; Salmoniformes; Salmonidae.